Messenger RNA from Acanthaster planci (crown-of-thorns starfish), 2626 nucleotides. It is a transcript of the gene eapp, whose product is annotated as E2F associated phosphoprotein. Gene Ontology annotation, cellular component: nucleus. The record is from RefSeq and is a predicted model, not a curated record. NCBI's taxonomy places the organism in Eukaryota, Metazoa, Echinodermata, Asteroidea, Valvatida, Acanthasteridae.
GUUCCUAAACGUCACGCCGACGUGCUUUUGGUUUGCCGUGCGGUAUGCAUGCUAUUGCUACUUACAUGUACUACUACUACUAGUUAACUUGUAAAUAUCGGUUUAGUUCGUCUCAAAUUGAAGUUGUUUCUUUCUCAACUCCAAUUUGUUCCGUAAGUAGAAUCACCAAGAAAUGAGCGUGUUCACUGAGCGACCCAAGGGUUUCUGCCAGUAUGACUACAUCGAAGAGGACAGCGACCAAGAAAUUCAUGGAAGAGACAGUUCCGAUGAUGAGCUAGACAUUCUCCUGCAUGGCACGCCGCAGCAGAAGCGGCGGCUGACACGCAGCCUGAGUCGCGGCAGCCUGGAGAUGUCCUCCAGCGAAGAUGAGUUUGAGAAGGAGAUGGAGAGGGAAUUGGCUGAGACCAUGAGACAGCAUGAACAGCAGUUUGCCUCAGCUGCUGAGAGUGCCAUGUCCCAUCGGGCGUCCGGCAGUGGUCCGGCUGAUGUGCAGUCCAGUGGCCAGCCAGCCAACACGGAGAGUCAAAUUGCAGAUGAGUUCUACAAUGACAUCUACUUUGAUUCUGAUGACGAGACUGAAGAAGCUGCCGCUGCCAACAAAGCCAACUCAUCCCAAAGGAACAAAAAAACUCCAGGGAAGCACCGAGUCUUCACCAAUGAUGAGUUAUUGUACGAUCCAGAGAUAGAUGACCGGAAUCAGGAAUGGGUUGACAGGCAGCGUAGUCGUUACUAUCCGCACCAGACCAAGCAGGAGUCAUCAGCUCCACAGGCGGGUAACAGGGAUUGUCCGGAGGACAGUGUGAGUACGAGUGCAGCUGCGGGUAAGGAGGAGACACCGGUCAUCCCAAAGAGCGAUGCGGUGCUCAACUGCCCAGCCUGCUUGACCACACUUUGUCUGGACUGCCAGCGGCAUGAGCUGUACACCCACCAGUACCGAGCCAUGUUCGUGCUGAACUGCACCAUCGUCCGUUCCGAGCGCCUGAUCUACACCAUCCCGGAGAAGGCAAGGCAGCGGAAGAAGGGGAGGAAGAAAGGCCACAAGAGGCAGCUGGUCAAAACUGAUGAGGCCGAAGGAGCGGUGCCCUCAUCGGCGACCAGUCAACAAGAACACUACCACCCAGUGCGCUGCAGUAAAUGCAACACCGAGGUUGCAGUAUACGACAGUGAUGAAGUGUUUCAUUUCUUUAAUGUGAUCACCAGCUUAUCAUGAAGCAAUGUCGUCUGAUCAUCCAAAGUUGCUUUCCACUUGUAAACUGAGUGAACAACUAAAACAGUGCCUCAUCUCUUUCACGAUCCAAUAUCAGUUGAUUUUGGAAGGGUUGAUCUUGUUGACCCGAGCUGUGAACCUGUAUUCUAACCACUAGAUUUGGUUUGUGUGAACUUGUCCUGGCCUCAGCUUUCUUUAGAGUGUACCAAACAUUGAAGAAUGUCGAGUCCCCCAUCCCUUUUGAUUUUUCCGUGAGCCAUUCCCCGUAGGAAAAAUCCUGGUAAUGCACCAUACAUGGGGACUAAAGUCUGUUUGGAUGUCAUCUUCCCAGUUCCAUCAGCUUAUAUUCUUAUAGUCAUAUGCACUUGCGCAAUGUCACAAUAGUCAAGGAAGGCACCCGUGGAAUUUUAAAAUCAGUUCAUUUUUUAAUUACUAUACAUUUUGGGCAAGCCAUUAAUGACAGUUCAAAACACUUAAAAUUUCAAAACAACAUUGCAUUAAAAUUACAGGCCAGUGACAAUAAGCAAAAUACUACAUGAAAACACUAUGCUGUUCGAUCGACUCGAUUAAUGUUUGGGUUAAACCUCAUUGUAACUACAUACUCUAUGUAUGUUCACAUUGGCAAUGCCAGGUUUAUUUGAGGGUGGGGUUUAUCAUUUUCAUCACCAAAAAUAACAAAAAAGUACAAGUUUUACCCCGCGUCAGAGAAAAGUUUCCAUCAGUGGCAGUAGCCUUUAUGGUGCAUCCUGAACUAAUGCCGUAGAUGUGGUUGUAGUAAGCCAGCAUUGAUCAUGCACUGGUGAAUCUGGGGUGGGACAAUGGGGGCUGUUUUUGUAUUUGUGUGAAUUAUUUGGAGUUAGUUUCAUUUCUCAAAGCAUGUAAAAAGCCUCCACAUUUAGUCUGACCCCUCAGAAGGACCAUAAAAAAGUUACAUAUAUUCACCAAUUUUUGCUUCCCUGAAAAAUUGGGUUUCGAUCCACCCUUGUGGGUAUUCUGAUUACGUUUUUAUUGAUAUUAAAAUGAUUCAUCCGAAAUUAAUGUCAUACUGAGAAACUUUCAUUGCUGAAGUGAUGCAGGUGGACUUUGCAAGGUCAUAUGCCAAGGAGGCAGAAACAAAACACACCGUGUAAAGAGUGGAAGUUUGCGUGCGUACAAAGAAAAACCAUGAGUACAUGUACUUUGUUAAGAAGUUCGUGUAUCUUCGAAAAAGAUACAAAUUUAAAAUGAAAACUGUUUGGUUUUAAGAAAUCAAAGUUUACAAAUUAUUUUUGUGAAAAAGUUUCCCUCAGUCAACUUCUGUGGUGUAUUAUACAGAUUUCACUGCAUUUAGAGCAUUGUCACGUUAAACUAUUAAACUAUAGAGUUGGUCACACUGAGGAUUUGUUUUAUUAAAGUUUUAAAGAGCACCUCUAAGGAAAA